Molecule: messenger RNA, 2085 nt
Organism: Poecilia reticulata (guppy)
Lineage: Eukaryota; Metazoa; Chordata; Actinopteri; Cyprinodontiformes; Poeciliidae
Product: medium-chain acyl-CoA ligase ACSF2, mitochondrial
Biological process (GO): fatty acid metabolic process
Molecular function (GO): medium-chain fatty acid-CoA ligase activity
Source: RefSeq, a predicted model, not a curated record
AUAUAAGUUAAUUAUUACACAUGCUGUAAUUAAAUCAAACCAGAGUGAACCAGCAGCGUUGCAGAGAACACUCUGCUGCUCAGACGGACCAUGACUGCAUUUGCAUCCAGCUGGCUGCGCUGCCUGAAGGCCAUGUCUGCGCAGGUUUCUUCCCCGCUGCUCAGGGUCUGCUGCGCUUACAGUUUCCGACGUUUGGAUGGACUCAGAGACGCCAGGGCGUGGAAACCAGGAGGGACGGUUUUGCUACGGUCUCUCCAUGUAGACAGUCCACCUCACAAACCAUCCCUGACCACCAGCUAUGUCCACGGCACCUCUUCCUAUUCCUUGCUUCCCCUGACUGUAAGUCAGAGCCUGGAAGCUACAGUCCGACGCUAUCCUGACCGUGAAGCUGUGGUGUUUCUACAGGACGGCAUCAGGAAAACCUUUGCUGAGUUUCAGACAGAUGUGGACACGGCUGCUGCUGGCCUGCUUGCUCUGGGCAUGACGAAAGGCGAUCGACUGGGGAUUUGGGCUCCAAACAUAUACGAAUGGAUCCUUUUCCAGUUUGCUUCAGCUAAGGCCGGAAUUAUCCUGGUUUCACUGAACCCAGCCUAUCAAGUAGACGAAUUGGCGUUUACACUGCAAAAGGUCCAGUGUAAAGCAGUGUUGUGUCCAACCAGCUUUAAAAGCCAUAACUUUUGUGAGAUGCUGCGGGAGAUUUGCCCAGGAAUCGAGUCGAUGCCACCCAGUACGAUCAAAAGCUCCAGGGUGCCAGAGCUGCGUAUGAUCAUUGUGACCGACAACAGGUGGCCAGGGAUGCUGCAUGUGGAUGACGUGAUGCAGGUAGCGGAGAGUCGGCACCACAAGCAGCUGUCGGACCUGCAGAGCCAGCUGUCCUUUGACGAUGCCAUCAACAUCCAGUUCACUUCAGGUACCACUGGGAAACCAAAGGGAGCCACUCUUUCCCACAACAAUAUUGUAAAUAAUGCAUAUUUCGUGGGCCUCCGUAUGGGCUACGAUCGCAGACCUCAGGUGCGAGUGUGUGUGCCUGUGCCUAUGUACCACUGCUUCGGCUCUGUGAUGGGAGGGAUGAGCAUGGCAGUCCACGGCAUCACGCUCGUGUUCCCUUCUUCUACAUACAGCAGCUCUGCCAAUUUAGAGGCCAUCCAGAAUGAAAAGUGCAAUUUUGUCUAUGGCACUCCCACAAUGUACACUGACUUGCUCAGUUGUGAUUUACACAAGUAUGACCUGUCAUCAGUCGAAGCUGGGCUCAUGGGAGGCUCUCCGUGCCCCCCUGAGAUUCUGAGGCGGCUCAUAUCAAACAUGAACAUGAAAGAAAUAACGGUUAUAUACGGAGCUACUGAAAACAGCCCUCUUACGUUCCUGGGGUUCCCGCAAGACAACGAUGAUCUGAAGAUGAACACUGUCGGGUGUAUCAUGCCUCACACUGAGGCCAAGAUAGUGGACCCCAACUCGGGCCAGAUUGUCCCUUUGGGGGCUUCAGGAGAGCUGAUGACCAGAGGUUACUGUGUGAUGCUCGGGUACUGGGAUGAUCCUCAGAAAACCAGAGAGGUCAUCGCUGAGGAUCGCUGGUAUAGGACUGGCGACACAGCCAGCCUGAACAGUCUGGGGUACUGCUGCAUCGAGGGCCGCAUGAAGGACAUGAUCAUUCGCGGAGGGGAGAACAUUUACCCCGCUGAGGUGGAACAAUUUCUCCACAAGCAUCCAAAAGUUCUGGAGGUGCAGGUGGUUGGAGUGAAAGACGAGAGGCUGGGUGAGCAGGUGUGCGCCUGCGUCAGGCUGAGGGAGGGCCAGACCUCCACUGUGGAGGAGAUAAGAGAUUUCUGCACAGGAAAGAUUUCUCACUUUAAGAUUCCACACUAUGUGGUGUUUGUAGAAAGUUACCCACUAACUGUCUCUGGGAAGAUCAAGAAGAACAUAUUAAAGAAGGAAAUGGAGAAGAAAUUAGGUCUUUGAUUUUUUUAAUUUUAGCUUUUACAGGAAGUCAUUGUAAAAUGAGUAAAGACUGAAACUAAUUUAUGUAUCUGAAUAAUUUAUGCCUUAUUUUAAAUUGUGCUGGAAUAUUAAAGCAGUCUGUUGAUUUAU